Cuscuta campestris is the source of this 2493-nucleotide messenger RNA. NCBI's taxonomy places the organism in Eukaryota, Viridiplantae, Streptophyta, Magnoliopsida, Solanales, Convolvulaceae. The record is from the annotation of a GenBank genome assembly.
AAUUCUGCACACAUGGAAGCCGACAGCUUAACCGUAACUUCAAGAAAAUCUCCUCUUUAUGUUAUUCUUCAUUUCUAUCGUAUUUUAUCAAAUUAUUUGCAUUUUUAAAUCAUUUACGCCUCGAUUAUGGAAAUCUGUAGCCCCGAGGGAAUUUGGAUCAUCGAAGUGAACUGUAAUCUAUAUGUUUUCCGGUUCAUUGAUCGGUUCAGAGUGUAAAUUAGUAUGAAUUAUUUGAAAUGACAGCUCCAGUAUUCAAAGAUUGUGCGCAAUUCACAUGCGUUUCCAUUGAAUUGUUGGAUUUAUCAGGGUACCACGGAGUGGCGAGAUUACGGAAAGGAAGAGAUUCAUGACUGUGUCAUCAAGCUGAGGCCCAAUCCUCAGAGACGGAAAAAUGAAGUUUUUAUUGGCUGUGGUGCUGGUUUUGGGGGCGAUCGACCUAUGGCAGCCCUAAAAUUGCUUCAGAGAGUAAAGGAAUUAGACUAUCUUGUAUUGGAGUGUUUGGCAGAACGUACCCUUGCCGAGCACUAUCGGUCAAUGACGUCUGGUGGCAAGGGUUAUGAUCCCCGUAUAUCUGAGUGGAUGCAAUUGCUCUUACCCUUGGCUGUGGAGAGAGGAGUUUGCAUUAUUACCAACAUGGGUGCAAAGAAUCCAUGUGGUGCUCGCAAUGAGGUUUUACGAAUUGCUAGCAGACUGGGCAUCAGUAUUACAGUCGGUUUGGCCUAUCAGCACAAAGUCUUGAAAUCUGAUUUGAAGGAUGUUCUGAGAGAUGAUGAUGCUGAUGUUAGCGUGUAUCUGGGAGCAGCUCCAAUUGUGGAGUGUCUUGAGAGAUAUAGACCAAAUAUUGUUAUCACUUCUCGAGUUGCAGAUGCUUCCUUGUUCUUGGGUCCGAUGGUGUAUGAGUUGGGCUGGAACUGGGAUGAAACAAAGCUGUUAGCCCAAGGUUCACUAGCUGGGCACCUGCUGGAGUGUGGUUGUCAGCUCACAGGAGGAUACUAUAUGCACCCAGGAGACAAAUACCGAGACAUGUCUUUCCAAGAUCUCUUGGAUUUAUCACUCCCAUUUGUGGAAAUCAAAUAUGAUGGUUCAGUAUGUGUGGCGAAGGACGAUAGUAGUGGUGGGUUACUGAACUCCAGCACUUGUGCUGAGCAGCUUUUGUAUGAGGUUGGGGAUCCUGGAAAAUACAUUACCCCUGAUGUUAUUGUAGAUUUCCAAGAUGUUGUAUUUCAACCAAUGUCGAAGAAUAAGGUCCUCUGCACUGGAGCAAAACCACAUGUAGAAGUGAUACCUGAUAUGCUGUUACUGCUAGCCUCAAAGGAUCAUGGUUGGAAAGGGUGGGGAGAAAUAUCCUAUGGGGGUUAUGAAUGUGUAAAACGUGCUGAAGCUGCUGAAUUCUUGGUGAGACGCGAAGAUGUACAAUGGGGAAUCUCAGCAAUGGGUGUCAUCACCUCAAGUGCACAGACCGCGAGCCUCCAUAAAACAGUGGGUGCAUCGAUAUCUCCAUCAAUCUCCAAAGACGAAGAAACAAUCAAAGAACCACAGCUUUAUUCCUCUCCAGCUCCAUCCGGGACAAAGGUUCCCCUGUAUAACAUAGCCCACAGCAGGGCUGGUGACAAAGGGAAUGACCUCAACUUCUCCAUAAUCCCGCAUUUCCCACCUGAUAUAGAAAGGAUAAAAACCUUUAUAACUCCAGAUUGGGUGAAGCAAGCUCUCUCCCCUCUUCUGAAUCACACUUCGUUUCCAUCUCCGACAGAUAUUGAACAAAGAAACAAAUGGAUAGCUGAGAAUGUGAAGGUGGAGAUAUAUGAAGUCAGGGGUAUCCGUUCUUUGAACGUCGUCGUUCGCGAUAUCCUAGAUGGCGGUGUCAACUGUUCGCGUAGAAUCGACAGACAUGGCAAGACCAUAUCAGAUCUCAUAUUGUCUCAGCAUGUCUUGUUGCCUCCAUGAUCCAGCAAUUCAUUUCUUAAAACGAUAUAAUUUCUUGGCGAUCAAAGAAGACGCCAGAAGGUCCGUUUUCCGGUUGCAGAGCUACCCGCACGACAUUUGAAGCUCCUUCUUCCGCGGUCAGGUGUCCGGUGUUGUAAGUUAUGUCUGUUUUAACGUGGCCGGGGCAGACACAAUUGACUUGAAAGGAAGGGUACUUUUGUGAUAUGAUUCUUGAAUAUGCAUUCAUGGCUGUUUUUGAGACAACAUAUGCUGGCAUGAAAGAAGGCCAUCCCUUUUCUCGGAAACAGCCCUUUUUGUAGUCCUCUAAAAACAUAUCCACCACUUCAUCCACCGCCUUUUCAUCGCCGCCCUCUGUGACGCCGUUGCCCAACGCUCCUUUGGCCCACUCGUUACGUAUGUUCUAAAAAUAUCAUGAAAGAAGCACAAUAUGUAACAGUCAAGUAAGUAAAUUCUUUAAUUAGUCGUUUAUAAUAUAUAGGGGUUUUUCAUAUUUAGUCUUUUAUUAUCAAAUAUUAUGUCCGUGGUCCUUAUAUAGAUACUUUUUCAUGG